Molecule: messenger RNA, 1984 nt
Organism: Solanum verrucosum
Lineage: Eukaryota; Viridiplantae; Streptophyta; Magnoliopsida; Solanales; Solanaceae
Product: DUF724 domain-containing protein 2-like
Exons: 6
Coding region: 133-1860 (575 amino acids)
Source: RefSeq, a predicted model, not a curated record
AGAACCCGCCAAUUUCCUGAAUUUCCAAUGUUCUUAACAAAACCCAAACCCUGCCUCUGCACAAAGUACAAAAAAUCUGUAUAACUCCGCCGGAAAAAUUCACCAACGGCGGCGGCGGCGACGACGACGAAGAUGAUAAUCGAGAAAGUGGAAUUAGGAACGGUGAAUGCAUCAGCAUCACCGGCUUACAAAUCGCCCUUCACCAUCGGCGAUGAAGUCGAGGUUAGUAGAGAGGAAGUGGGUUAUAGUGGAGCUCGCUACGAAGCCGUCAUUGUUGAACCAUGGAAGCCAGCGGCUCCGUCUCCGUACCCUAAAAGCGAAAAUAAGAAAAGGGGUUUUUGGGUUCAGUACAAGCAUUUGUUAUCUGACAAAGGUGAAUCGGUAUCUAAACGCGAGUUCGUCAGAAAACAGUCCCUUAUACGACCCGCACCACCGGUUGCGAAGUGGGAUCAGCGGCGGUCUUUUCGAGUGGGCGAUGUUGUUGAUGCAUUUCAUCUUGCAGGGUGGUGGCCUGGGGUUGUUGUUUCAAUUGUUUGGGAUGAUGGUGAUAAUAAUGGUUGUAGGUUCCGGGUUGCUUUCAAGGACCCGGAUGAGGAGAUUGAAUUUUCUGAACAUGACUUGAGGUUUCAUCUGGAUUGGGUUGGUGGAAAUUGGGUCCGUCCUGAGCCGCCACAUGAAAAGAUGUCUCUUCAAUUGGGAACUCCAAGUCCUACAUUAAAUCAUAUGAUCAAGGGAACAACCUCUUCUAAGAUGAAACUGGAAACAGAUACUAGGACUGAUGAGGUACGGCCUCCGAAGAAGUUAAGAAGUAGAAAACAUAUUGUAGAAGCUUUGAAGAAUCAAGAAUUACCUAGGCCUUUUGUAUCUGGGAAGGCAUUUACUAGAAAAUCAAGAUUACUUGAUUUUGUAGAAAACCAAGAUUACUUUGAAAGUGUGGUUGAUGUGGGAAUCCUUUCACCCUGUGUCCAGUCUCUCCAGCACACCGGAGAUGAGGAUGCAAACCUAAGUGAUUUUGAAUUUCCAAUUAUUGAGGGAAGCAGAAAGAGAAGUACCAUGGACCUGUCUGCCCAUAGAUCACUUGCUGUGACACAAGGUGUGGAGAAACAAGUACUUGAAAGCACUCUCCAUGACUCGUUUAAUGAACAGAAUGCAACAAAUCAAGCCGAGUUAUCUUCAAGAAAAACUGAUGGGAUAAAUACUUCAGCAGGAGCCUCUGCUGCAGCAGUCCAACCAUGUGCUGGGACCACUAUGCCUGAGAUUGAGCCGAGGUUGGUACUACCAUUUAAGAAGAACUCUGCUCUUUGGAGAGAAUUUGAAUCCAUGGAAGUAUUUAGAAAAAUUCUGCAAAAUCCACAUUUUUCACCUUUAGCACAAUAUGAGGAGAAUAAACGAGAAGAAGUAGCUUUACUGAAGAUGACGAAGUAUGUUUUUUUUGUUGAGAGGAUACCAAAGUUAACCGUUGCUGAACUUAGUAGUUCAGCUCUCAUUAGUGAGAUGCUGGACACUAUCAAGGACUUGGAGGAGUAUGGAUUUGAUCUAAUACCGAUUGAAUGUCAUUUGAAUGAUUUGAUGUUGAACAACGAGAAGCAAACUCAGCUCCGAAGCAAGUUGGAAGAAGAGGAGGGUAAACUCAAAACAUUCCUUCUUGACAAAGCAGUUGCUAAAAACGAGAUUAACAAGAUUGCUUUGAAGAUAAAGGAUCUAGAGAAACAACUUAUGUCAGCCAAAACCAUGAUUGAGACAAUGGAGCAUCAUAUCAAGGUAUCAGGAUCUUUAAAGGGUGACAUUUGUGAUGACAUUCGUCACGCUGAGCGUGAUUUUGAAGCAACAGUGGCUUCAGUGAAGCAAAUCUUCAGCUGAAAGAGAACUUCACCUUUUGUAAAUCUUCAUAUGAAAGACAACUGAUUUCGUCGAAAUGUUGGUAAGUUAAGAAAUCCUUGCCGAUUUCAGUUUUACAUAGGAGUAGUAUGUUUCUCAUUAAAAA